AUGCUGCAAAACUAUUUGGAUGCCAUGUCACUGUGUAAAUGGUUUGGAUAUCCUGAUUUCUUCAUAACCUUUACGUGUAAUCCCAAAUGGCCUGAGAUUAAAAGGCUUCUUAAGGAUAUUUCACUUCAACCAGAAGACAGGCCUGAUAUACUAUGUAGGUUGUUCAAGAUCAAGCUUGAUGCAUUCAUUAAAGACUUAAAGGAGAAUCAAAUUUUCGGCAAAGUUCAAGCAUAUGUUUAUACCAUUGAAUUUCAAAAAAGAGGUUUGCCGCAUAGUCAUAUAUGUAUGUUCAUGCAUUCUGACAACAAGCUACCAACUGUUGAAUGUAUCGAUCCGAUAAUUUCAGCAGAGAUACCAGACAUAAUUGAAGAUCCUGAAUUGUAUUCACUUGUGAAUGAGUUUAUGAUUCAUGGUCCAUGUGGAGCUGAAAAUAUGAAUUGUCCAUGCAUGGUGGAUAAAAGGUGUUCUAAAAACUUUCCAAAACAAUUCUGUAAUCAUUCUUCUGUUGAUCAGAAUGGUUUUCCGUUAUAUAGGCGAAGAAACGAUGGUCAUUUUGUUGAAAAAUCAGGUGUAAGGUUGGAUAAUAGAAAUGUUGUUCCAUACAACAAAUAUCUAUUGAAAAGAUACCAGGCACAUAUUAAUAUUGAAUGGUGCAAUCAGGGAUCUUCUAUAAAGUAUUUGUUUAAAUACAUAAAUAAGGGUCCUGAUAGAGCUACAGUUGCUGUUGUACCAACCAACAAUGAAUGUGAAAAUAACGAUGCGGUCGAUGAAAUAGCUGAAUAUUACGAUUGUAGAUAUUUAUCAGCAUGUGAAGCAUCAUGGCGAAUUUUUACAUAUGAUGUUCAUUGCAGAUAUCCAUCUAUUGUCAGACUACCUUUUCAUCUUCCUAAUCAACAGCAGAUUGUAUAUGGCGAAGACGAUGAUAUUGAUGAUGUUCUUGACAAACCUUCUGUUGCGGCUUCAAAGUUCACAUCUUGGAUGAAGUGUAAUUCAAUCGACAGUGAAGCACGGAAACUCAUAUAUGCUGAAUUUCCUACAAAGUUUGUUUGGAUAUCAAAUGGUCGGUUUUGGAAGCGAAGGAAAGUAGGAAAAGCCAUCGGUAGAAUUCAUUCGGUUUCACCUAAACUAGGUGAAGCAUAUUUCUUAAGGAUUCUUUUAAAUAAAGUAAAAGGUCCAACAUCAUUUGAUGAUAUUCGCACGGUAAAUGGUGAAACACAUUCUUCUUUUAGAGAUGUUUGUUAUGCACUCGGGCUAUUAGAUGAUGACAAGGAAUACAUUGAGGCAAUUAAAGAAGCAAGUCAUUCUGGAUCUGGUUUUUAUCUACGCUUCUUAUUUGCUACAUUGUUGAUGUGUAAUAGUAUGUCUAAACCAGAGGUCGUUUGGGAAAAUACAUGGGAAUAUCUGGCAGAUGGAAUUCUAUAUAACCAACGACAAAGAUUUAAGUCUGCAGAAUUAUCACUCGGAUUAGAUGAACUUAAAAACUUAACUUUGUUCGAAAUAGAACAAAUUUUACUUCAAAACAACUCUACUCUCAAAAACUUCAAAAACAUGCCAUACCCAGAUGUUGAAUCCGUUUCUUCUUCAAACAAUCGACUUAUCACCGAUGAGCUAGAUUACGACAUUCCCGUUAUAAAGAAUGACUAUGAUCGUAUGUUUCUUUCAUUAACAAAUGAGCAACCAAUUAGAUCUGAAGGUAAUAUUGUCUUAAAUGUUGCUUCAAGCGGUAUUGCUUCCUUAUUGUUACCCGGUGGUAGAACAACACACUCUCGAUUUAUACUUCCAUUUGAACUUACAGAGGAUUCUUUUUGUAAAAUAAAUCCAGACGGUGAGUUGGCUAGCUUAAUAAGAAAAACCCCUUUAAUAAUUUGGGAUGAAGCACCUAUGGUCCAUAAGCAUGCAUUUGAAGCUUUAGAUCGAACUUUGAAGGAUUUGUUAAGGUGCGGAAAUUCAACCAUCUCAAAUAUUCCAUUUGGAGGGAAAGUUAUUGUCUUUGGAAGAAAUUUUAGACAGAUUCUACCUGUUGUUCCGGGUGGCAGUAGACAGAACAUUGUAAAUGCUUCUUUGAGUUCUUUAUAUUUAUGGCAACAUUGCAAAGUCCAUAGAUUAACAAUAAACAUGAGGCUAACUGUUGGAAGGGAUCAAUUAGAUAUAGGAAAAAUAAGAGAUUUUGCAAAUUGGUUGUUGGAUAUAGGAGAAGGAAAACUUGGUGGUCCGAACGACAGUGAAACGAUUAUCGAUAUUCCGGGUGGUAUUCUCAUUAAUGAUUCACAUGAUCCUAUAGGUUACUUAAUUGAGUUUGUAUAUCCUUCAAUUUUAGAGAACUAUAGCGAUAUAAAUUAUUUCCAAGAAAGAGCGAUACUUGCUCCAAAAAAUGAAGUUGUCCAGGAAAUAAACGACCGUCUGCUUAAGAAGUUUCCCGGAGAUGAAGUUGAAUAUUUAAGUUCAGACAUCAUAUGUGAAUCCGAAUUUGUCCAUGAUCAAUUUGAUGCAGAUUUAUACUCUCCUGAUGUAUUAAAUGGUCUUAAAGUAUCCGGUUUACCAAAUCAUAAGUUAGUUUUAAAAAUUGGUGUUCCAGUAAUGUGA
Messenger RNA from Lactuca sativa (garden lettuce), 2583 nucleotides. RefSeq lists its product as uncharacterized. The record is from RefSeq and is a predicted model, not a curated record. Gene Ontology annotation, molecular function: DNA helicase activity. Gene Ontology annotation, biological process: telomere maintenance; DNA repair. Lineage: Eukaryota; Viridiplantae; Streptophyta; Magnoliopsida; Asterales; Asteraceae.